CACCUCCCAGCCUUUGAAAGUCACUUAAGUGUUUGUGUUCUUCAGUUUUUUGGUAAGUACAACCUUCUUUAUUAUCAAGUUUAUAUAGCGUUCAUUUUCUCUCCAUCACUACAGCUCUUUCUACAACUUUCUCUUUUUUGGUGAGUAAAACUAUAUUUGUUUUGCAUGUUUAUAUAAUAUUUAAAAUUGUUUUUUUCCACUCCUAGACAUCCUUGCUCUUUCAGCUUUCUCUUUUUUUGCUGUGUUUUAUUUGGUAAGUAACCUUUUCUACUUCCAUGUUUAUAUAAUAUAUUCUUGCUUUAUUUCAUCAUGACAGCUCGUUCUACUUUGUUUUUGUGAGUACAACUUGUUUAUUUGUUUGUUAUGUUAAAUUGAUAUUUUUUUCCCAAUUCCUACAGGAGCUUACUGCUGAUCAGUUCGAUUAGACCGAUCAGUUUUUAACAUCGUAAUUUCAGCAACUUUUUUCUGGUAAGUAUAGUCUCCUUUCUUGGCAUAUAUUGUUUUUAAUCUUGUGUUUUUCAUUCCUAUAGCUCCUUCUAUUUUUUCAAGUUAACUUUUAUUGCACUUUGUUGACAAGCACCCUCUGCAGUUAGAUUUUAACGUGCAACUGUAUUUUUCAUCAAGCGAUGUAAGUAUACAUGUUUUUUUUAUUAAAAUAAAAUUAAUUAAUUUUCUUUUCUUAUCAAGAUGUCUCAAGACGGUUUUAGUCAAAUUGAUUUAACUGCUCCGGGUUUCGCCAGCCAGGAAUCCUUUCUGUUAAACAGUUUUGACAUAAACCUGUUGAACAUGUCGACUGUUGAGAAGGCUCUGGAUCCAAACGUGCAGCCUAAUGAGCAGCCGAUGGAUCCAAACGUUGAAUCUAAUGUGCAGCAAGCUACGGCGCUUCCAAACAUCGCAGGUUCCUCGAAAGUCGACGAUAAGAAUGUGAAACACCUUUCACUUUCACUUCGUCGAAAGUCGGGGAACCGUGAACACCGGAAGAAGGGUGCAGGUGUGUGGUUACCGCCAGAUAAGUAUAGAGAGCUUCGACGGGAGACCCGUGCUCGUUCGCGAAGUACCAAACACAAGCGUGUGUCAGUUGAACCUGCGACUCUGUCAAAGGUUGAAGUGACACACUCGGAAGUGGCUAGCGGCGAUGAGUCCAACGACUCUCUUUCUUUAAUGGCGGUAUCCCAACACUGCACCGAAAACCGGACAUACCUUAAAGCUAUUAAUGCAGCUUUUGUUUCUAAGGCUUCUUCUUCUAAAGCUUCGUCGAUUCCCACUCCCCCUACUAACAUAAACAUUCCUACCAUAGAAAUUCCCUCAUUAAGCCCGAAAGUACAAAUCUUAAGGGUGGACACAAUUCCCGCUACUUCAGUCAUUUCCGAUGUACCUGCCAGCCUUUUUUCAAAUGCAAUGUGUGCAGCAGUAGAAACAACCAAAGAGGAGAUUUUGACCGAAAUUAAUAUUUUUUAA
Onthophagus taurus is the source of this 1458-nucleotide messenger RNA. Lineage: Eukaryota; Metazoa; Arthropoda; Insecta; Coleoptera; Scarabaeidae. The record is from RefSeq and is a predicted model, not a curated record.